AUGUGUGAUGCUCAACAUGAGGGAGUAACAGCCUUGAAUCUUGGGGAGAUGGGUCUCAAGGGAACUUUGCCCUCAAAAAUUGGGAAUUUGUCUUUUUUGGUUGAACUUGACCUUCAUAGUAAUAACCUUUAUGGUGACUUGCCGAAAGGGUUGAUCCAAUUACAGAAGCUACAAAUUCUCAACUUGAGCUACAAUGAAUUUAAUGGAGAAAUUCCAACUUGGAUUGGAAGCUUAUUUAUGCUUCAACACUUCUAUCUUCGUAAUAAUAGUUUUGGAGGUGUUAUUCCUAAAAGCAUAUCCAAUUUGUCAAAGUUAGAGAUUUUGAACUGGGAUGAUAACUUUAUUGAAGGAUUCAUUCCAUUUGAAAUUGGAAAACUUCAAUGUUUGAAGUUUUUACGGAUUGCGAUAAACAAGCUUUCAGGAAUAAUACCUCCAAUUAUUUCUAACUUAUCUUCACUUGAGUUUUUGUCUUUGUCUUUCAACUCCUUAACAGAUGUAUCCUUCCCCAUUCAAGUUAACUUCACCUGA
This is a messenger RNA of Prosopis cineraria, 528 nucleotides long. Its product is annotated as probable leucine-rich repeat receptor-like protein kinase At5g63930. Gene Ontology annotation, molecular function: protein binding. The coding region runs from base 1 to 528 and encodes 175 amino acids. The transcript has 2 exons. NCBI's taxonomy places the organism in Eukaryota, Viridiplantae, Streptophyta, Magnoliopsida, Fabales, Fabaceae. The record is from RefSeq and is a predicted model, not a curated record.